Messenger RNA from Lolium rigidum, 1336 nucleotides. RefSeq lists its product as uncharacterized. The record is from RefSeq and is a predicted model, not a curated record. The transcript is spliced from 8 exons. NCBI's taxonomy places the organism in Eukaryota, Viridiplantae, Streptophyta, Magnoliopsida, Poales, Poaceae. The coding region runs from base 55 to 1164 and encodes 369 amino acids.
CCCUCCCUACCAUUUUCGUUUCUUGGCCUCCGAAGGAAUCACCAAACCCUAAUAAUGGUGGCCCGCGACAAGAAGAAGAGGGAGGAGUCCCGCCGCCGCGAUUUGCUGAUGAAAAUGGAGAGGUUGACAAAACUUGAUUUACCAACUGCUUCUACGUUAACCAUGGACGCCCCUCUGCCGUACCCGCGUGAGGCGGAGAAGAAGCAUGUGGCUGGUUCUGCAUCUGGAAAAAUGGAUCUCUCUCUCUUGGAGGAGCCUCUCGAAGCUACAACAUCGGAGUUGACACCGCCCAUUUUGGCUGUGAAUUGCAAUGACUGGGGUAUUUCAUUUUACAUCAGGACUGAUGGUGGGGGCUAUUUACACACAUAUCCUGACGUGGGUGGGCCAUUCAAGACCCUACAGGAUGCUCGAGAGGCUAUUGAUACCUUUCUUCGUCGGCGCCAGGACCCAACAAUGUUCAUGGAUGGGCUUUCUUAUGCGGAGAGGAGUGUAAAGUGGACUCUUUACUGGCCUGAUGGCACUAGGAAGACGCCUUCAAAAUCUCAACAAGUGGAUUUAACCCGGAAUUGGACGUACCAGUUGGCUCAUGCUUUGAUGGAUGGGUAUAAUGAGAAGCACAGUCUUACGGAGGAUCGUGCACAUCAAGUCAAAGAAGUUGUGUGCAUCGAAGCAAUUUUUGAGGGUGAUGUGUUUAAGUGGUACAAUCAUAUCAAUUUCACUACAAGGGCUAAAGGAGACCAUGGCAUCACCACCAAUCUAUUUUUUGCCGAAGUCAUAUCUACAAAAGGAGAACUUGAGGAAUUGGCUCCCAGCUGUUUACGAAUGCUUGAACCUUCUGAUAAUGGUAUGUGCCAUGGUUGUCAAAAUAAUGGAAGUGGUGAGCAUAUGAAGCACCCCAAGGAUGCUUCUGCAUACACGGGUGGUCACAUGAGGGACACAGUUUUUUUCAAAGGACCUGGAUUGCCUCCCAUGGAAUACCCUGUAGAUGAGGACGAACUGCAUCGCGCUGAGGAGGCUAGGUUAAGAGCCAAGCUCACGGCCUAUGAGGAUGCAAGCGUUUUUGAAAAGUUCAAGGGCCCACAGCCUGGCCCCUUUCUGGUCAGAAAACCUCUUGUUGAAACCGAAGAAAUGCGGCAGUUCUGGUCGUCUAUAUAUGGCUCCUGAAGUGAAAGAUGACACCCCUUCACUUCCUUUUGACCAAAUAACGCCAUCAAGCAGAACCUUUACACUAGUUAUUAAUGCUGUCGCGUUGUGCACUAGUUAAACUGUUAUAAGAACGUAAUCUCUGACGAGUGAUGUUUUCAUAAGUUUGCUUGUAACAUGACUUGUGCGUUCU